Messenger RNA from Zingiber officinale, 1989 nucleotides. Its product is annotated as glucan endo-1,3-beta-glucosidase 11-like. Gene Ontology annotation, molecular function: hydrolase activity, hydrolyzing O-glycosyl compounds. Bases 217 to 1431 code for a protein of 404 amino acids. Gene Ontology annotation, cellular component: plasma membrane. The transcript is spliced from 3 exons. Gene Ontology annotation, biological process: carbohydrate metabolic process. The record is from RefSeq and is a predicted model, not a curated record. Lineage: Eukaryota; Viridiplantae; Streptophyta; Magnoliopsida; Zingiberales; Zingiberaceae.
GCAGACAUGUUGGAAUUCAAGCUCUAAAACGUUCAGAAUGUGAAAGAAAACCUCAGGCUACAGCUCUCCUAUUUCCUCGGUCUAAACUAUAAAGUGAACAGCCCUGUUGUUUCCAGGUCACCCGAAAGAAGUGUGAUCAGUGCAUUACAGUGACAAGCACUACGGACGUGCAGGGAAGGGCGUAUAAAUUCUUCAUCGUUGGCGAACUGAAGAACAAUGAGUAGAUCGAUGUUGUUCAAAACAAGGAUGGUGUGGAUGGUUGCCAUGAUGAUGAGCGUUUUCUCCUCAGAUUUUGGCUUCUUCCGGCUCGGCUCCACGCUCGGCGUUAACUACGGUCAAGUUGCCAACGAUCUACCGACUCCGGAGCAAGUUUUGACGCUGUUGACGUGGCUGAAGGCGAGCAGCGCGAGGAUCUACGACGCGAAUCCGCAGGUCCUCGCGGCCUUCGCCGACACCGGCAUCGACCUCAUCGUCACAGUGCCCGACGAGGAGGUUCGGCGGCUGACGGACCCCCAGCUGGCCCUGCAAUGGGUGGCCACCAACGUGCAGCCCUACUUGCCGGCCACCAUGAUCACCGGCAUCGCGGUCGGGAACGAGGUGUUCACCAGCGGCGACACGACGCUGAUGGCCGACCUCGCCCCCGCCAUGGCCAGCAUCCGCGCCGCGCUCGUCCGGCUCGGACUCGAGACGCGUGUCCAUGUCUCCAGCGCCAACUCCCUGGCGGUGCUGGAGAGCUCGUACCCUCCGUCGUGCGGGGCGUUCAAGGGGGAGCUGGCCGGCGCGAUGGCGGCGUUCCUGCAGUUCCUGGCGGCCACGGGGGCGCCCUUCUGGGUCAACACCUACCCGUACUUCGCCUACAAGGACGACCCGUCGGGAAUUCCGCUGGAUUACGCGCUGUUAAACCCCAACGCAGGGAUGGAGGACCCCCACACUCGGCUGCGCUACGACAACAUGCUGUACGCGCAGGUGGACGCGGCGAUCUUCGCGCUCGCGCGGUUGGGGUACGGCGGAGUGGAGGUGCGAGUGUCGGAGACGGGGUGGCCGUCGAAGGGCGACGCCGACGAGGCCGGGGCGAGCGCGGAGAACGCGCGGGUGUACAACAGGAACCUGCUGGUGCGGCAGAUGGCGAACGAGGGGACGCCACUGGUGCCCGACCGGAGGCUCGAGGUCUACCUGUUCGCGCUGUUCAACGAGGACUUGAAGCCCGGGCCGACGUCGGAGAGGAACUACGGCCUCUUCCACCCCGACGGCACCAUGGCCUACAACCUCGGCCUGGCGGCGCUGCCUUCAUCCUCUUCCACGACUGCCUCCAUCGCUCUCACCUCCUCUGCUACGACAAGGGAAAUGAGCACGAAAUUUGGCUGCAGGACCUUGAUACUGUUGUUAUUCUCUUGGACAAUAAUCCAAGCUUUGGUCAGCAAAGCAGAGUGAGAAAAGGCUCUGAUUUAGACAGACUGUUCCAUGAAUGCACCAUGCCAUUUUAUCCUCUGUUUUUUUUUUCUUCACUUUAUACUAUUUAUAGAGCACUAGGCAAGUUCCUUGUAUUCUUUGCAUGGCAAUUCAGUCAAGGAUUAUAUUGGAUUCCUUAAAUGCCCAACAGCUGAAUAGUCUUUAGAUCCAUACAAUUUGGACUGAUGUAAGCAUAAGCUGAGCUUGUAAAUUUAUUUGAUGAUUAAGAAUUAAUAUAGAUUGUGUUUCAUAAGUUUUAAAAUUUUAAUUAAAUGGCUUGAUGCCUUUUUAUCUCUCAUUUCAUUAAAUAAUUAAAUGAAUAUGAUGCGGUGAUAAGAACCUACAUGACACGAGUCAAUUAUCACAGUGUAAGUCAAAGUCAAGGCGAUCAACAUCAGGACUUAAGCGAGGCUCAGCUACAUCCGGAGGGGAAGCGGAUCAUCUGUCAAUUGGAGGUUCCCUUGUCUGAUCGAUCAUCUGAGUAAGUGAGUACAGUUAACCCGGUCGGCAAGAAAACAAGAUAAACGGGCCGAGAGCCCG